AUGAGUUCACAUAAAAUUUUAUUUUUCUUUUGUCUUUUUAGUUUCGUUGUUUGUUUUUGUGAAGCACUCAACGGUUUUAGUGUUGAAUUAAUCCAUCGUGAUUCUGAAAAAUCACCGUUCUUUCAACCAAACCAAAAUAAAUAUCAAAGUAUUAUCAAUGCCGCACGUCAAUCAAUCAAUCGUGCCAAUCAUUUUUACAGAACUGCUGCAAAAGAUGCACCUGAAUCAACCAUACUCCCCGAUGGAGGUACAUAUCUCAUGACAUAUUCAGUAGGUACUCCACCAUUUAAACUGUUCGGUAUAGCUGAUACCGGUAGUGACAUUGUUUGGCUUCAAUGCGAGCCUUGUGAAACAUGUUUCAACCAAACUACUCCUAAAUUUAAGCCAGCACAAUCAUCUACUUACAAAAACAUUCCUUGUUCGUCUGACACAUGUCAAUCCGUGAGAAGUUCGAGUUGCGGCACUAAAAACAAUUGUGAAUAUACUAUUACAUAUGGCGAUGGAUCACAUUCAGAAGGAGAUCUUAGUGUUGAUACAGUUACAUUUGAAUCCACUACUGGUGCUUCCGUUUCAUUUCCUAAAACCUUGAUAGGAUGCGGAACAGACAACACCGUUUCUUUUGAUGGCCGAAGCUCUGGUAUUGUUGGCCUCGCUGGUGGACCGGCGUCUUUCAUAACACAGCUAGGAUCCACAAUUGGUGGUAAAUUCUCUUAUUGUUUACCACCAUCAACGCUCACAUCAGGUCCUUCAAGCGUUACGAGCAAACUCAAUUUCGGAGAUGCUGCCAUUGUUUCUGGUACUGGCGUUGUUUCAACUCCUAUUAUUACUAAGAAUGCCGAGAUUUUCUACUAUUUGACAUUAGAAUCAUUUUCCGUCGGAACUAAAAGAGUAGAAUUCGCAUCAUCAACUAAUGCUGUUGGUGAGGGUAACAUCAUCAUUGAUUCUGGUACAACAUUAACGCUUCUACCGUCCGACAUUUAUUCUAAUUUGGAAUCAGAAGUUGCAAAAGUAGUGACACUUGAACGUGUUGACGAUCCUGAUGAUUUAUUUAGUCUUUGUUAUACUCUUACAUCCGAAAAACCUGAAUUUCCUGUAAUCACCGCGCACUUCGAAGGCGCGGAUGUUGUGUUGCAACCUAUUAGUACUUUUGUUCAAAUUACUAAUGAAAUUGCUUGUUUUGCGUUUCGACCCGCUCAAGAUCUUGCCAUAUUUGGAAACUUGGCGCAACAGAAUUUGUUGGUUGGUUAUGAUCUUGAAACAAAGAAGCUGUCGUUUAAACCUACUGAUUGUUCUAAAGAGUAA
Messenger RNA from Vicia faba (fava bean), 1302 nucleotides. The record is from the annotation of a GenBank genome assembly. Lineage: Eukaryota; Viridiplantae; Streptophyta; Magnoliopsida; Fabales; Fabaceae.